AUGGCCUCCGCCUGCAUAUCAACUUGCGUUAACGAUAUCGCCAGAGCACCGGUAAGAGCCACAUAUAUAAACCUGUAUAAAUGGCCGGAAUCCGACGCUGAGUUCAUAAAAUCAGUCAGCAAAAGAAUGAACCACGUGAAUACUACGGACGGGUCCAUUAAUCAUCAACCAAAGCCAAAGGUGGUGGACAGCAUUUCAUGCAGGCAAUUAUACUUAAGAAGCUACACUUUUUCAAGAGAAGAGAACGUUAACGAGAAAACAGUACUGAAUUGCUAUGGAAGAGUGAAAGAUGGGGUUAGAAGAAAGAAAAAAGCUCGUAAUAUUGCUGGUAGUAAUUCAAGUGGUGGCCGGAGAAGUAGUAGAAGAAAACGUAAAGGUUUUAGAAAGGCUAAGGAGAUAUCAUGCGCUGCUUUGGCUUCCAUAUUCCGACGACUAUUAUCUUGCACAACCAAGGUUGAUGUGGUUGGUUAA
This is a messenger RNA of Nicotiana attenuata, 471 nucleotides long. RefSeq lists its product as uncharacterized. Lineage: Eukaryota; Viridiplantae; Streptophyta; Magnoliopsida; Solanales; Solanaceae. The record is from RefSeq and is a predicted model, not a curated record. The coding region runs from base 1 to 471 and encodes 156 amino acids. The transcript has a single exon.